This is a messenger RNA of Ostrinia nubilalis (European corn borer), 1734 nucleotides long. RefSeq names its product malate dehydrogenase, mitochondrial-like. The transcript is spliced from 8 exons. The record is from RefSeq and is a predicted model, not a curated record. Gene Ontology annotation, cellular component: mitochondrion; cytoplasm. Bases 89 to 1492 code for a protein of 467 amino acids. Gene Ontology annotation, molecular function: L-malate dehydrogenase (NAD+) activity. Lineage: Eukaryota; Metazoa; Arthropoda; Insecta; Lepidoptera; Crambidae. Gene Ontology annotation, biological process: tricarboxylic acid cycle.
UUGUCAAGCGUUAACCCUAUGUUGUUGUAAGAAUAAAUUCUAGUGAAACAUAAAAAAAAAUAAUAAAACAUAUAAAAUUACGAAAAAAAUGCAAGUUUGUAGAGCUAUUUGGGCUGUGUGCCGAUCCAGACAAGUCGUGAGGAACGUGUUAUCGAACGAGGCAUGGAACCGUUUCAACCGCAAGUCGUGCAGACAGAGAGGCAGGUGUUACAGCACCUGCCCUGCUGGGAUGAAAGUCACUAUUUGUGGAGCAGCUGGAUGCACAGGUCAACCUUUGGCGCUCCUGCUGAAGCAAUGUCCGUUGCUGGAUGAGAUCGCUCUGUACGACAUGUGCGCCACCUGUGGGUAUGGCAUGGAACUCAGUCACGUGGACACCAAAUGCAAGGUUUCUUCGUACUCGGGCCGGCACAUGCUGUGUGACGCGUUGCAGGAUUCCAAAGUGGUCGUUAUUGUGGCAAGAGACAGAUGUGACACUUUUGAACAUAGCUCGCCUGUCGUGACAGAGAUCGCACUGCAGAUAUGCAACACCUGUCCGACGUGUUUCACAAUAGUGGCAACCGAGCCGGUCGAAAGCAUGGUGCCUCUAGUGAGCGAGAUCCAGCGGCUGCGUGGGGUGUACAACCCUCGGCGGCUGCUCGGGUGCGUCGAACUGAACUGUGUUCGCGCGAACACUGUGCUCGCCGAUUUCCUGCGAGCGCCACCAGAGGCGGUACGAGUGCCGGUGGUGGGAGGUGCCACGCCGAAUACGAUGGUGCCGGUGCUGUCUGCUGCUGUACAUCCGUGCACGAUGACCCAGGAACAGGUGGAAUGUGUGACGUCAUGCAUAAUGAGCGGUAACGAGGCCGUUUGUGCUGCUAAGGGCUGCUGCACAGAGACGGCUUGUCUGGCCGGCGCGUAUGCAGUGGCGCGAACUACUAUAAACGUGGUGAAGGGCCUGCAGGGGCAGAAGGACGUGGUGCAGUGCGCUUAUGUAGACAGCAUGGGAACGUGUGCGCCGGACUGCCAAUUCUUUGCUAGCGAGGUUAUAUUGGGACCGUCAGGCGUUGAAAAGAAUCUUGGAAUUCCGGAGCUUACAAAGUUUGAAAAUUGCUUGCUGUGCAACUGCCUUCCAUACGUGAGGAACGAAAUAUGCCGAGCGAUAUGGCUAGUGUACACAAUGUGCACUCACUGCUGCUGCCCGUCGUGCUACGCGCACCCGGGCACGUGCUUCACGCCGCCCAUCGUGCCGUGCGUGCCGCCCACCAACUGGACCUGCGACUGCCCCGACUCGUGCCGCGACGAGUACUUAGCCUCGAUAUGUCGCGAGAUGACUUGCAAGUGCGGUUCCACGGAGCUGUGCUGGCGACCACGGCCCGUUGACUACGACUCGGCGCGCGCGUCCAACCUCACGCACCAAAUGCCGGUCAAGGGCAGCGCCUGCCACAUAUGCCAAGUGCCACGCAGUGUCGCUAUAGAGAAGGAAAUACGCGACAGGGCGAAAGACCCGUGCUAAAAUGCCAACACAUGAUAAAAAUGUAAGAGAAGCAGCCAAUACCACCAGAGAAGAAAUCAGGCAAAUUUUUAGUGUCUGUGAAAAUUUUCUUUCUUUUGAAAGUUCAUGUUGAAGAUUGGAUUCAACAGCUUUUUUAAUUUGUUUGUUUAUCUCAGCUAUUUUCAAAGGUACAUCUUCUGUAUGUAAUUGUUCCUACUGUAAUGGGUAACAUCAAAAUGGUAUUUUAUCUGAGUUCAUGAAAC